UCUCUCUCUCUCUCUCUCUCUCCCCCUCUCUCUCUCUCUCUCUGUGCGCGCGUGUCGCCCCCGCUCCUCUCCACUCGGGGGUCGAGGUGGAGGCAUGUAGCACCGGAUCACCGGAUUCACCGGAUUCACGGCGCCGAGCAGCAUGUAGCAGCACCUGGAGCUCCGCGCACACCGCCUCGCUCGUGCGUCCUCUCCGCGUUUCCGGGGGUUCGUCCUGUGUGUGAGCGGCUCCCUCUCCCGGAGGAGCGCGUGCUCCCCCCGCGCGCUGCACCUCCCGGUCGAUGGUCGUUGAGGAAGCUUCCAUCUUGAGUCCCGUGUCCACCGAGAGAACCAUGGCGAGCGACUCCCCGGCGCGGAGUCUGGACGAGAUAGACCUGUCUGCACUACGGGACCCAGCUGGUAUCUUCGAGCUGGUCGAACUGGUUGGAAAUGGAACCUAUGGGCAGGUCUACAAGGGUCGUCAUGUCAAAACAGGUCAGCUCGCUGCCAUCAAGGUCAUGGACGUCACAGGAGAUGAGGAGGAGGAGAUUAAAGCGGAGAUCAACAUGUUGAAGAAGUACAGUCACCACAGGAACAUCGCCACCUACUAUGGAGCCUUCGUCAAGAAGAAUCCUCCUGGAAUGGACGACCAGCUGUGGCUGGUCAUGGAGUUCUGCGGCGCCGGCUCGGUCACAGAUCUGAUCAAAAACACCAAAGGGAGCACGCUGAAGGAGGAGUGGAUCGCCUACAUCUGCAGAGAGAUCCUCCGGGGUCUGACUCAUCUCCACCAACACAAGGUCAUCCACAGGGAUAUUAAAGGGCAGAACGUGCUGCUGACGGAGAACGCAGAGGUUAAACUGGUUGACUUUGGUGUGAGUGCUCAGCUGGAUCGUACGGUGGGACGGCGGAACACAUUUAUCGGGACGCCGUAUUGGAUGGCCCCGGAGGUCAUCGCCUGUGACGAGAACCCCGACGCCACGUACGACUUCAAGAGUGAUCUGUGGUCGCUCGGCAUCACAGCCGUAGAAAUGGCGGAGGGAGCGCCACCUCUGUGUGACAUGCAUCCGAUGAGAGCGCUCUUCCUCAUCCCCAGAAAUCCUGCGCCUAGACUCAAGUCCAAGAAGUGGUCGAAGAAGUUCCAGUCGUUCAUCGAGAGCUGCCUGGUGAAGAGUCACAGUCAGCGGCCGAGCACCGAGCAGCUCCUCAAACACCCGUUCAUCCGGGACCUUCCCAACGAGCGGCAGAUCCGCAUCCAGCUGAAGGACCACAUCGACCGCACCAAGAAGAGGAGGGGGGAGAGGGAUGAGACAGAGUAUGAGUACAGUGGCAGUGAGGAAGAGGAUGAAGAAAGGGACGCCGGAGAGCCCAGCUCCAUCAUCAACAUUCCUGGGGAGUCCACUCUGAGGCGGGACUUCCUGCGUCUCCAGCUGGCCAAUAAGGAGCGGUCGGAGCUGAUCCGGCGCCAGCAGCUGGAGCAGCAGCAGAACGAGGAACACAAGCGCCAACUACUGGCCGAGAGGCAGAAACGUAUCGAGGAGCAGAAGGAGCAGAGGCGACGGCUGGAGGAGCAACAGCGUCGCGAGCGAGAGCUGAGGAAGCAGCAGGAGCGAGAGCAGCGGAGGAGGUACGAGGAGAUGGAGCAGGUCCGUCGAGAGGAGGAGAGGAGGCACGCCGAGAGAGAGCAGGUGAGAGGACGUCUGACUGAAAGACCACGCAUCACAGGUGAGUAUAUCCGUAGACAGCUGGAGGAGGAGCAGAGGCAGCUGGAGAUCCUGCAGCAGCAGCUCCUGCAGGAGCAGGCCUUACUGCUGGAGUAUAAGCGGAAGCAGAUCGAGGAGCAGCGGCAGGCCGAGCGGCUGCAGAGGCAGCUGCAGCAGGAGCGAGCGUAUCUGGUGUCGCUGCAGCAGCAACAGCAGCAGGAGCCGCCGCGGCCGCCGCAGGACAAGAAGCAGCUGUACCACUACAAGGAUCAGGCGCCCGGCACCAACGACAAGCCGGCCUGGGCCAAAGAGGUGAUGCGUCGAGCUCAGAGCAACUCUCCUCGCAUCCCUCCCAAGAAGUACCACUCCUUCAGGGAGACCAGCAACCUCGACAACCUCCUCUUACUGCCCGGUUACAAACCCCGCCGCCGCCGCCGCCCCCCCUCCUACCCCGCCCACCUCAGCCCCUCCAGGGAUCACCCGCAUGUGCCACGCAUCCGUGUCACCUGUGUCCCCGAACGCAGCUCGGGCGCCUCUCAGCCGGUGAUGCGCCAGCAGAGCCCCGACUCCAGGGGCCGGAGCCCAGGCCGCAGGGUGCAGGAGUAUUGUAAGAUGAACAGACAGACUUCUCCUGCGUUGCAGCACAAAGUCUCCAACCGGAUCUCGGACCCGUCGCUGCCGCCGCGCUCCGAGUCCUUCAGCAGCGGAGGCAUCCAGCAGGCCCGGACCCCCCCCAUGCACCGCUCCGUCGAACCACAGAUGGCCCACCUGGUGCAGGUGAAGAGUCACGGCCUCUCAGGCUCCCAGUCCCUGUAUGACCCCCACGGUGUGUCCUCCUCCUCGGCGUCGCCCUCCCCCUCCCGGCCUCCCAUGCCCCGGCAGAACUCCGACCCCACCUCCGACACCCCACCUCCCCCGCCCCUGUCCCGCCUGGCGCCCCCCCUCGACAAGCUGGACCGCAGCUCCUGGCUGCGGCAGGACGACGACAUGCCCCCCAAGGUUCCCCAGAGGACGACCUCCAUCUCUCCUGCGUUAGUCAGGAGGAACUCUCCAGGAAACGGACCUGGCCUCGGCCCUCGGGCUGGAGCUCACCUCAUCCGGGCCAGCAACCCCGACCUGCGGAGGAUCGACGUUUCCAUGGAGACGCCCCUAAAGAGGACGAGCAGCGGCAGCUCCUCCAGCUCCAGCACCCCGAGUUCCCAGGGAGGCUCCAACGAGCGAGGUAAUUCCUCCAAUAAGACUGAAGGUUCCACACUUUCCUCCCAUGACGCCAAAGACGACAGCAGAGAGGUGACGAGACCCAGCAGGCCUGCAAGUUAUAAGAAAGCUGUCGAUGAGGACCUGACGGCUCUGGCCAAGGAGCUGAGGGAGCUGCGACAGGGGGAGGACGCCAGCCGCCCGCCCGUCAAAGUGACGGACUACUCGUCGUCCAGCGAGGAGUCGCACAGCAGCGAGGACGAGGAGGGAGAGGGCGGGGCCAAUGAUGGGACGGUGGCUGUCAGCGACAUCCCGCGCAUCAUGCCGGCGGCGAAUCAAGGUACAAACGAGUCCUUCAACCUGUUGGGAGGUCAUAACGACCACGACGACUCGUACGGAAACAGCUCCCAGGACGGCACCCUGAGGAUGCGUGAGAAACAUGGGGAACGGAGGCGGAGCUCUGCCGCAAGCAACGGUUUCCUCGGCAACGCUAAUCUGUUCCCUGGCAACGCCAAUCUCCCUGAUUUGGUGCAGCCAAGCACCUCCCCUCUGGUCUCCCCUGGCGACUCCUCUGGGGCCCAAUACGGGAUGGGGAGCGGCGGCGGCUCCAAGUCCUCCUUCACGCCGUUCGUCGAUCCACGGGUCUACGGGACGUCCCCGACCGACGAUGAUGAUAACAUCUCCGCCUCAGCGCUGUUUGCUGACGAGCUGCUGAAGCAGGAGCAGGAGCAGGAGCAGGCCAGACUCAACGAGGCCAGAAAGAUCUCCGUGGUCAACGUCAACCCCACCAACAUCAGGCCGCACAGCGACACGCCCGAGAUCCGCAAGUACAAGAAGCGCUUCAACUCUGAGAUCCUGUGCGCUGCGCUGUGGGGCGUCAACCUGCUGGUGGGGACGGAGAACGGCCUGAUGCUGCUGGAUCGAAGCGGGCAGGGCAAGGUUUACAACCUGAUCAGCCGACGGCGCUUCCAACAGAUGGACGUCCUGGAGGGACUCAACGUCCUGGUCACCAUCUCAGGCAAGAAGAACAAGCUGCGUGUUUACUACCUGUCGUGGCUCAGGAACAGGAUCUUACACAACGACCCGGAGGUGGAGAAGAAACAGGGCUGGAUCACUGUGGGCGAGCUGGAGGGCUGCGUCCACUACAAAGUCGUAAAGUACGAGAGGAUUAAAUUCUUGGUGAUCGCUUUGAAGAACUCGGUUGAGAUCUACGCCUGGGCGCCGAAACCGUACCACAAGUUUAUGGCCUUCAAGUCGUUCACAGACCUGCAGCAUCGCCCCCUGCUGGUUGACCUGACUGUGGAGGAGGGACAGAGGUUAAAGGUCAUCUACGGCUCCACUGUGGGAUUCCACGUCAUCGAUGUGGACUCUGGCAGCCCCUACGACAUCUACAUCCCUUCACAUAUUCAGGGUCAGGUGACCCCGCACGCCAUCGUGGUUCUGCCCAAGACGGAUGGCAUGGAGAUGCUGCUGUGCUACGAGGACGAGGGCGUCUACGUCAACACCUACGGACGCAUCACCAAAGACGUGGUGCUGCAGUGGGGCGAGAUGCCCACCUCCGUCGCCUACAUCCACUCCAACCAGAUCAUGGGCUGGGGAGAGAAGGCCAUUGAGAUCCGCUCCGUGGAGACGGGACACCUCGACGGAGUUUUCAUGCACAAGCGAGCUCAGCGACUGAAGUUCCUGUCGGAAAGGAACGACAAGGUUUUCUUUGCCUCUGUUCGUUCUGGAGGCAGCAGCCAAGUCUUCUUCAUGACCCUCAACAGAAGCUCCAUGAUGAACUGGUAACCGCUCCUCGUCUUCACCCUGAACAUCGGCCCCCGCCAGGAGAGAGGGACGAGCGAGGAUGAUCUGUGUUUGUGUGUGUGUGUUUGUGUGUGUGUGUGUGUGUGUGUGUGUGUGUGUGUGCGCGCGCUGGUGUUUGUGGAGAACAAAACAACAGGCUGCUGAACCGACGAUUGUGCAACUACAGGAAGAGUCAAACCACUGGAGUCGUGCCCCCUCGCCCCAGAUAGAUACCCUCCAACUGCAGGGGGCGCCACAGGCCUCAUGUCACUGCCUGACGAGCAACGGUAACUCCACACGCCGCCAGUGAACAACGCCUUCACCUUCCCUGUGGACUGUUGGACCGGGUUGUUUCUGAGACCUUAAAGGACGAUGACACCAAGCCGAGUAGCCUUUGACUUUCCCAUGUGACUGAAUGUGUGGAGAAGUCCUUUGUGUAGCACAUCAAUGAUUUUCCUACAGGGUGUUCACACCACGGUGCAGGGGUUGUGACUGUUUACUGCAGCGAAUCAGACAUCUUCUCCUGCGCCCUGUCGUCAUCGUGAGGAAGAAUUUGUCGGCUGUUAAAGUAGCAUCAGUGCAGCAAGAAAACAGAGGCUGCAGCACUUCUGGGGACAUUUCUCAAGUCUCUGGAAGUAAAAGUCACUGAAUCAAAAUCCCUUCAAGUAAAUCUGGUCACAUGCUGGCGUCGCUGUUUGGCCUCGUCUACACUGAGCGAAACGUUUAGAAGCACCUGCUGAUGUUUGAGACGACAUCGAGACGACGAGGAGAGUUUGGUCUGCACGGUGUGACCUUGGGUUUGACCCGCACUAAAGUUGACAAUCUUGAGCGAGACGUAGUAAAACUCAGUCUUCAGCGUCAGAAACCGUCAGUGUCAGAGGUUUCCGAGCAGGGGGUUGACACACUUUAUCAAAACAACCAAUCAACGUAUGGACAGAAAUUACACAAAUAUACCGGUUGAAUGUUUACAGAACAAAAUCGUUUUCGUGAGCGGCGCCACAAUCUCCCCCGCUGUUCAGUGUUAAGGCGUCGCACAGAAGUACAGCAGCAGCACAGAUGGAUGAUGGGAGUUUAUGACCUUUGUCUGCUUACAUCAGUUCUUUCUGAUUCGGCAGACGUUUGUUUUCUCGUUUGAUCGUAGACGUUUUUUAGACUCAUCCUGCAAAGAUUGUUAUCGUACUGAUUUUUAUUAUUCAGGCGUAUUCUGGAGGUUUUUUGCAUUAAAGCUGGAACAAGACAAUUUCCGAUGUAUAAAAUAACCCAAGUCUUGACCGGCCUUUAACUUCUCUGAGCGAAAAGCCCAAUGUUGAACUCAGAUUUUGAGAUUACUCGAUGUUGUCGUCAUCAAAACACUUCUCGCAGCGACGAUUGGUCGACUGAAACUCAGCGGAUGUUUCCUGGACAAACAUCUUGUAGCAGAAACCUAUCGAUGGCGUCUUUGCACCGUCAGAUGAAGCAAAAAAACGUCCGAGGCGGCGUAGAUGCACCGAGCUCGAGAGGUAUCAGCUGUGGCCCAUGUGCACGUUGUUUCCUGACCACGACUCUCUCUCUCUGCAGUAAAGGAAUGGACCGGCUGAGAUUGACGAUGGUGUCACAUGCUGAAACACCUUCUAUGUCGCUUCCCUGUUAGAUGCUAGGGUCACGGGGGGGAAAUGAGACUUUUUACACUUUGCCGCAAAGUCGGUUUCAGUUACUGUGGCGACAAUGUCCUGGUGUACUUCUGGUUGGAGGAGGAAGAUUGUAGAUAUUGUAUAAUUGCUGCAACAGCAACACAAUAACAAAAUCUCCACAUCAUAUCUCAAAGAGGAAAGUGGCUGUAGAGUAGUUACCAACUCCUGGAGGUUUUUACGUUCUCUCCACCUGUUGCUGUUCUGUGUGCUCCGCACUCCUGUAAAUACUCACAUUGAUGUAAAGGACAGACUUCACCAAACAGGUGAAGGAAAAAAUGACGGCCUUGCGUUUUUCACCAUACCUCUGUAAAUCUGUCCGCUCUGUAGUUUCUCGCAGAUUGGAGGUUUUUCUGUCCAGUGAGCCGAACGAGGACUCACACAAAUGUUGGAUUUGGGUUAAAAGUUGAUUAUUUUUCUCUGUAGUUCAUCGCUGUCUGUUUAGUUGUGCGUUUUGCAUGGUGACAUACACGUUUUACCUGUCAUCACUUGUUAUGAACUGUAAGUUUAAGGCAAUACACUGGAGCUGGUCGGUGAGAGACAGACAUUUGAAAUGAUUCACUUCUGGGCUUUACUCUUGUUAGAAACACACUGGAUAACUUCCCAUUUCUAAUAGAUUUUAUAUUUUAGACAUUUUUUUAUGCUCGCACGCAGAGUAGCUUGUAAAGCGCGAGGGGGCGGAGCUCAGCGUGACUUUGGGUGAACCCGUGACGACGGUCUCUGUAAAUGGUUUUGUUUGGGGGCUUGUGAUCAGAGAGAGGAGGGGGAUUCAUCUAUUACUUGAUAUUCUUUAAUUGUCCAUCUCACAGGAAGCGUUUAGGCCUUUUACAUGAGCAGGAUGUUCACGUUAACACCCUGUGAAUAAAGGUCAGGAGGCAGGGUCCGUUUGAGAAACCAUAGAUUAAAAAAGAUAUAUAUAUACUGUAAGAAUUUUCGUUAUGAUAUCUUACUGAUCAUUUUAGAGAAAGACAAAAAAAGAACGUUCACUUAUUAAAGCUUAGUUGUCUUUCUACAGAAUAGAGAACAUAGCUAUAAGAAUUUCUAAAAAAAAACGUUUUUAUUGUGGUAUUAUUUGUAUUUGUAUUUCAAUUUUUGUACGUAUCAAGACUGUGAACGUAUGUACGGCUGUCAGCGUGUGUGUGUGUGUGUGUGCGUGCAUGUGUGUGGGCGGGCGAACACGUGCGUGCACAUGUGCGUGACAUGCAUGUGAGUGUAUGUUUUCACCUCGUCUGAAUCACCUGAAUCAGUCAAAAAGACAACCUCAGUCUG
Hippoglossus stenolepis (Pacific halibut) is the source of this 7597-nucleotide messenger RNA. RefSeq names its product TRAF2 and NCK interacting kinase b (gene tnikb). Gene Ontology annotation, molecular function: ATP binding; protein kinase activity. The transcript has 34 exons. Lineage: Eukaryota; Metazoa; Chordata; Actinopteri; Pleuronectiformes; Pleuronectidae. Gene Ontology annotation, biological process: protein phosphorylation. The coding region runs from base 282 to 4664 and encodes 1460 amino acids. The record is from RefSeq and is a predicted model, not a curated record.